UCAAGUCCGGCGGCCCCAGUACGCAGGGCGGAGACUGUGCGGAGAUGGAGUUGGGUCUCGCGGGCCGCCGGGUGCUGGUCACCGGGGCGGGCAAAGGUAUCGGGCGCGGCACGGUCCAGGCGCUGCACGCGGCGGGCGCGCGGGUGGUGGCCGUGAGCCGAACACAGGCGGAUCUUGACAGCCUCGUCCGCGAGUGCCCGGGGAUAGAGCCCGUGUGCGUGGACCUGGGUGACUGGGAGGCCACCGAGCGGGCGCUGGGCAGCGUGGGCCCCGUGGACCUGCUGGUGAACAACGCCGCUGUCGCCCUGCUGCAGCCCUUCCUGGAGGUCACCAAGGAUGCCUUUGACAGAUCCUUUGAAGUGAACCUGCGUGCGGUCAUCCAGGUGUCACAGAUCGUGGCCAGGGGCUUAAUAGCCCGGGGAGCCCCGGGGGCCAUCGUGAAUAUCUCCAGCCAGUGCUCCCAGCGGGCAGUAACUAACCAUAGCGUCUACUGCUCCACCAAGGGUGCCCUGGACAUGCUGACCAAGGUGAUGGCCCUAGAACUCGGGCCCCACAAGAUCCGAGUGAAUGCAGUAAACCCCACAGUGGUGAUGACGCCCAUGGGCCAGGCCGCCUGGAGUGACCCCUGCAAGGCCAAGACUAUGCUGGACCGAAUCCCACUUGGCAAGUUUGCUGCUAAUGAGUAAGACAAAAGGGAAACAAGGAGGAUGUCAAGCUUCUCCACUUCAUCAGUGACCUGAGCCACUUUGUUGAAUCAGAUGGUUUUUGGAUACUAGAAGAGCAUUUCCUCAACUUGUGCUGUUCACAAGGUAAUGAGCAGACACAGCACCCUGAAGUCUAAUCUACAUUUUAAUCAUCUUAAGUCUAGACAAGUAACUGUAAAUCAAGUCCCAAUGUGAAGAAUUUGCCAAUUCCCAUGGUGUAAAUACUCCCACCACAGCUGAUUUCAAGCUACCAGUUAGAUGUCAUUGAAUGGGGAGCUGGAAGAGAUGCCCUCAGCACCCCGUUAUGUGGUGUCUGUGUCCCUAGGUGCCGCAGAUGUACAUAACCCGGGGCAGAGAAAACAGUCCUGUGUCCAGAAAUAACUAGGAAGUGAUGUUUGUUGACUUUGCUUUUAAUAACACAAAUUGUAAACUUCUAUAAUUUAAUUGUUAAUGAUCAUUAACAACUGGCUAGCAAAAUUCUUGAGAAUUCCGCAGUCGGCUUUCCUGAGCCAGUAGGAGCUGCCCCCACACAGCACCAGGCAGAAGCAGACGGUGGCCCUCAGGGCACCCUCCAAUCCCGAGUGACUCCACGCCCAGGACCAUGGUUCGGGGCCCACCGUUUCUGGCUUCAGCGUCAGCAGACUGUGCUGGGUCGCUGCUCUCUUCGCUUUCCACACCACACCCCGACCUCCAUGCCCUCCUCCACCCUGCCCCUCCGCCUGGAUUGCCCUUACUCCCAGUGCCAGCCAGAGGAGCCGAGGGAUGGGGGGAGGCUGCCUUGGCUCCCAUGGGGCUCCGAGAGGCCUGACCUGCUUCAGCCUCUUUUCAGACUGUCCCAGUCAGCACAACAGGAGCUGCCUGAGAACCAGGCCGGCCUCUCCCCGACAUGUGCCCUCCCAGAGGCGCACAUCAGCCUGAGGGAGCCUUGUACACAGCCAAGCAAACAUCCCAAGGGCUCAAUGCACUAGCUAUUGCUUUGAUCUGGGUCGGCUGCUUUGGGGGCUCAGCAGCUCAGGCCCCUCUUCCCUGGGGUGGGGUGGAGGAAGCUUAGUGCUGCCCUCUGGGAACUCGGCUCCGAGGUGAGGUGCGGCUGGGGUGACAACCUGCUCUGCACCAUCACUUGGGGGAAUUAGGAGCAAACCGCCCCAGGGCAGAAGGGCAGGUAGUGAGAGGCAAGAGGUGUAGGUGGAGAAUGUUUAUUGUAUAAAAUAAGAAGGGGCCGCCCCGCCUCGGGGCGCAAUGGACAGAACUCCCCCCCACCCUCCCCCUCCAGGGAAGCCCAUCCUGGGGCUUCCCUGCACCUGCCCCUGCAGCCCUGAGGGAGACCCUGCUCCCUCCUGGCCUCCAGCGGGGGCCAGGGAAGGCUGGAGCCACACCCCAGAAUGAGGCAGCAGAGAGGACAGGAUCCUGCCGCCCAGCCUCAUCCCCAUGCUUCCCCCCUGCCCACCCUCACUGCUCCCCACAGCCAACUCAGGGACACCACACGUCUCAACACAACAGCGGACACGUCUAGGGCUGCUCCCCGCCA
Molecule: messenger RNA, 2232 nt
Organism: Cercocebus atys (sooty mangabey)
Lineage: Eukaryota; Metazoa; Chordata; Mammalia; Primates; Cercopithecidae
Gene: DCXR
Product: dicarbonyl/L-xylulose reductase
Exons: 8
Coding region: 45-686 (213 amino acids)
Biological process (GO): glucose metabolic process; xylulose metabolic process
Molecular function (GO): L-xylulose reductase (NADPH) activity; carbonyl reductase (NADPH) activity
Source: RefSeq, a predicted model, not a curated record